Nasonia vitripennis (jewel wasp) is the source of this 12504-nucleotide messenger RNA. RefSeq names its product sushi, von Willebrand factor type A, EGF and pentraxin domain-containing protein 1 (gene uif). Bases 442 to 11145 code for a protein of 3567 amino acids. The record is from RefSeq and is a predicted model, not a curated record. Gene Ontology annotation, biological process: Notch signaling pathway. The transcript has 32 exons. NCBI's taxonomy places the organism in Eukaryota, Metazoa, Arthropoda, Insecta, Hymenoptera, Pteromalidae. Gene Ontology annotation, molecular function: calcium ion binding; Notch binding.
GGCCAGUUCCUUAGUCUCGACGCGGCGGGCCGGAGGGAAGGUGCUCCGUGACCCUGGGAUAGAAUAGCCCUCACAAGUCUCUAGUAUAUAGUUGUUGUUUUGCACAUCGCCAGCAGCGAGAUAUCGGCCACGCACUCUCAGUGCGGACAUUUUCGAGAGUUGUUUUUUGUUGCACCGUAUUUUUUGUUUUUUUUUUAUUAUUAAUCUCCCGGAAAACUCGAGCGAGGAGACGAGUUCAAGUGCAGUACAUACACAGGACCGUCGUAGAGUAUACAGAGAGAAAAGUGCAGCUGGACCGGACAGUUAUCUCGGCCCGAAGACGCAGCAUCGAGUGGUGUUCCAUGAGUCGACGGCGCGCGCCUCUCGGAGCGUAGGACCGCAGUGGGUGAUUGUUUAUAAUUUUCAUCGACAACGAGCCGUCGCAACGACGUACUAUACAAAAUGCUGAUAAGGAAAUCGGCGGCUGUUUGGCUCGCCGUCCUCUUGUGCCAUCUUCGACUAACGGAGUCUCAGGUCCCAGCCACGAGCGUCUUUACCUGCCCGAACGGAUGGGAGCUGAAGGGCAUCCACUGUUACAAAUUCUUCAACAUCAGGCAUUCAUGGGAAAAGGCAGCGGAACUAUGCAGAAGAUACGGCAGCGAACUGAUGGUUAUCGAGUCCUACGGCGAGAACAAUGUGUCGGCCAGUAUGGUCGGCCGACACUUGGACCGCUACUGGCUCGGACUGGCAUCCUUGGACGACCUGAGGACCAACACUCUGGAAUCGGCGGCUGGCAUGCUCGUCUCGCAAUAUGCUGGUUUCUGGGCGCCGAGACAACCGAAUCCCCGAUCAGGUGAAUGCGUCGACGUCAAAGUUACGGACGACCAGCAUCAAUCUUGGGAGCUCACGACAUGCGAGUCUCUUCUUCCUUUCAUGUGCCGUGCCAACGCCUGUCCAGCAGGCUCGUUUCACUGCUCGAACGGCAAGUGCAUCAACAGUGCCUUCAAGUGCGACAAACAGGACGACUGCGGGGAUUUCUCCGACGAGAUGGACUGUCCGCAAAACUGUCAAUUCUACGGGGCGAGCAGCGGCGACGUCGUCGAGAGUCCGAAUUACCCACACAAGUACAUGCCUCUGAGCAACUGCAAGUGGACUCUGGAAGGUCCACAAGGGCACAACAUCCUCCUGCAGUUCCAGGAGUUCGAAACGGAGAAGAGCUUCGACAUCGUGCAGAUCCUCGUGGGCGGAAGGACCGAGGAAAAGUCUGUAAACUUGGCGACGCUCUCCGGCAAGCAGGAGCUCAGCAACAAGCUCUUCGUCUCGGCCUCGAACUUCAUGAUCAUCAAGUUCAGCACCGAUGGCUCGGUCGAGCGCAAGGGAUUCCGUGCCUCCUGGAAAACGGAACCGCAGACCUGUGGCGGUAUGCUCAGGGCCACGCCCCAGGGUCAGGUGCUCACUUCGCCCGGUUAUCCGCAGAAUUAUCCCGGAGGCUUGGAAUGCCUCUACAUCAUUCAGGCGCAGCCCGGAAGAAUUUUGUCGCUUGAGAUCGAAGAUUUGGAUCUGGAGACCAACCGCGACUACAUCUUGAUUAGAGACGGAGAGUCGCCCAUGAGCCGACCGAUCGCCAGAUUGACUGGCGAUUCCGAUGACAAUCCGAAGGUCAUCAUGUCGACUGGUAGCAACCUGUAUCUUUACUUCAAAACCAGCCUUGGCGAUUCCAAACGCGGCUUCAGCAUUCGCUACACCCAGGGAUGCAAGGCCACGAUCGUCGCGCGCAACGGCACCGUGCAAUCGCCUUCUUAUGGUCUCAACGACUACCCCAACAACCAAGAAUGCUUGUACCGAGUUAAGAACCCCAAGGGAGGACCUCUAUCCCUAAAAUUCGACAACUUCAACGUUCACAAGACUGAUUACGUACAGGUUUACGAUGGAUCUAACAUGAACGGACUGAGACUGCACUCUGGCAACGGAUUCACCUCGAACACACGACCAAAGAUUACUCUCACCGCUGAAAGCGGAGAGAUGCUGAUUAGAUUUGUUUCGGACGCUCUGCACAGUAGCACUGGAUGGCAAGCUUCCUUCUCAGCUGAUUGCCCACCGCUGCAACCAGGUGAAGGAGCAAUGGCCUCUAGCCGCGACACAGCCUUCGGCACAGUCGUCACCUUCUCUUGCCCACUUGGCCAAGAGUUCGCAACUGGAAAAGCCAAAAUCACGACCGAAUGUCUGCCUAGUGGAAACUGGUCCAUCACCUACAUUCCCAAAUGCCAAGAGGUGUACUGCGGUCCAGUUCCGCAGAUCGACAACGGCUUCUCCAUUGGAUCCUCCAACGUCACUUACCGAGGAGUUGCCACUUACCAGUGUUACGCCGGAUUCGCCUUCCCCACUGGCAGACCUACCGAGAAGAUCUCUUGUCUCGCUGAUGGCAUGUGGGAGAAGAAACCCGCUUGUCUGGCUUCCCAAUGUCCUCCACUUCCUGAAGCUCCUCAUGCCAACCUCACCAUCUUGAACGGCGGAGGAAGAAGCUACGGAACCAUCGUGCGAUUCGAAUGUGAACCUGGCUACGUAAGAAGUGGUCAUCCAGUGAUCCUUUGCAUGAGCAACGGAACGUGGUCCGACGAUGUUCCAGUCUGUUCUCGCGCGAAGUGCCCAAUCAUCCCUACAAUCAAAAACGGCUUCGUCGUCGACUCCUCGAAGGACUACUACUUCGGCGACGAUGCUAGAGUACAGUGCAACAGGGGCUACAAGCUAUCCGGAUCCAACAUUAUAAGCUGCGGCACCGCUCAGCGAUUCGAGAACGUACCCACGUGCGAAGAUAUUAACGAAUGCGCCUCGAGCCAAUGCGAUCUUGCCUCGACGGAAUGCAUAAACACACCCGGCGCAUUCACGUGCAAGUGUAAACCAGGUUUCUCUUCGACAAUGGAAUGCCGGCCGAUAGGAGAUCUGGGUCUGAUUAACGGUGGCAUUCCCGACGAGUCGAUCACCGUAUCCAGCUCCGAGAACGGAUAUACAAAAUCGGGCAUCCGAUUAAACAACGGUGACGGCUGGUGUGGCAACAGCGUAGAGCCUGGUGCAAACUGGGUCACGAUCGACAUGAAGGCACCCACCAUAAUUCGUGGUUUCAGAACACAAGUGGUCGCUCGUGCUGACGGAAACAUUGCGUUCACCACAGCCGUGCGAAUCCAGUACACCGACAACCUAACCGACAUUUUCAAAGAUUACACAAAUCCCGACGGUACGCCCGUCGAAUUCCGUAUACUCGAGGCAACGCUCUCGGUUCUCAAUCUGCCCGUGCCCAUCGAGACCAGAUUUAUCAGAUUCCGCGUCCAGGAUUACGUUAGCGCGCCCUGCAUGAAGCUGGAAAUCAUGGGAUGUACUCGACUCGAGUGUACGGACAUCAACGAGUGCGCCAUGGGUAACGGAGGCUGUCAUCAGAAGUGUAUCAACAAUCCGGGUAGCUUCACGUGCUCUUGCAAUACCGGCUUCGAGCUUUACAAAGGCAACGGAACCGCUGGUUUCGCGAUCGAGAAAUCCGAGACUGGAGAACGGGACGGCGAUCUCUAUCAGAGAAACAAGACCUGCGUUCCUGUUAUGUGCCCUGCUCUGCCUGCUCCUGAAAAUGGAAAGAUUCUGGCUACCAAGGCUCAAUAUCACUUCGGCGAUCUUGUGAGAUUCCAAUGCGACUUUGGAUACGUUCUUGCUGGAUCGUCCGCCGUACUUUGCACGUCCACUGGAUCAUGGAACGGCACAACUCCAGAAUGUCAAUAUGCCAAAUGCGUAUCUCUACCUGACGACAAAAACGAAGGACUAUCGGUCAUCCGAACUGACGAGACCAGCGUUCUGGUCCCAUUCAAACAAAACGUAACUCUCAAGUGUAACAACAAUGGACGUUCUCUUCGUAAUACCGCAACUUCCAGCUUCCGCCAAUGUGUAUACGACCCCAAGCCUGGUUACCCCGACUACUGGCUAUCAGGAACCACACCAGCUUGCCCAAGAGCCGAUUGUGGAAAGCCUCUUCCAACUCCUGGUGCUGAAUAUGGACAAUACAUGGACACGAAAUACCAAUCAUCCUUCUUCUUCGGCUGUCAAGACACCUUCAAACUGGCUGGACAAACCAACCGCCAUGACAACGUGGUUCGUUGCCAAGCCAACGGAGUCUGGGACUUUGGAAACCUUCGCUGUGAAGGGCCAGUUUGCGAAGACCCUGGCAGACCAGCCGAUGGCUACCAGGUUGCAAGAAGUUACGAACAAAGCUCCGAAGUUCAAUUUGGAUGCUCCAGACCAGGUUACAUUCUGAUCAACCCAAGACCGAUCGUCUGCGUCCGAGAGCCAGAGUGCAAGGUUGUCAAACCUUUGGGCUUGGCUUCUGGGAAGAUCCCAGAUUCUGCUAUCAAUGCAACUUCCGAAAGACCUAACUACGAAGCUAAGAACAUCAGGCUCAACUCCGUUACCGGAUGGUGUGGAAAACAGGAAGCUUUCACCUACGUCAGCGUUGACAUGGGACGCGUAUAUAGAAUCAAGGCCAUUUUGGUCAAGGGAGUCGUGACCAACGACAUCGUGGGAAGACCCACCGAAAUUCGAUUCUUCUACAAACAGGCUGAGAGUGAAAACUACGUCGUCUACUUCCCGAACUUCAAUCUCACCAUGCGUGAUCCUGGAAACUACGGAGAGCUCGCAAUGAUCACUCUGCCCAAAUACGUCCAAGCUAGAUUCGUCAUUCUUGGGAUCGUCAGUUACAUGGACAACGCUUGCUUGAAAUUCGAGCUCAUGGGAUGCGACGAACCAGUUGCAGAGCCUCUUCUUGGAUACGAUUACGGAUUCUCACCUUGCGUUGACAACGAGCCACCGGUAUUCCAAAACUGUCCGCAACAACCUAUUAUGGUACAGAAGGGACCAGAUGGAGGCUUACUUCCGGUUAACUUCACCGAGCCUACAGCUAUUGACAACAGUGGUAGCAUUGCCAGACUCGAAGUCAAACCUCAGAGUUUCAAGACACCAAUCCGAGUAUUUGAAGAUACCGUUGUUAAAUACAUUGCUUACGAUUACGACGGCAAUGUAGCCAUUUGCGAAAUCAACAUUACCGUACCUGAUGUAACUCCACCAAAACUAAGUUGCCCACAGAGUUACGUAAUAGAGCUUGUGGACAGACAGGACAGCUACAACGUAAACUUCAACGAGACUCGUCGUAGAAUCAACACUACCGAUGCCUCUGGGCCAGUAAAAAUCACUUUCGUGCCAGAGCGAGCUGUGAUUCCGAUUGGAGGUUUUGAAAACGUAACCGUAUACGCAACCGACUCCAGUGGAAACAGAGCCUACUGUCAUUUCCAAGUAUCAGUCCAAGCUACGCCUUGCGUGGAUUGGGAAUUGAAACCACCUGCAAAUGGAGGACUCAAGUGCCUUCCUAACGACAAGGGACUUCAGUGCAUUGCAACUUGUAAGGCUGGAUACAGGUUUACCGAUGGCGCUCCUGUGAAGACUUUCUCUUGCGACGUGCAGAGACACUGGGCUCCAGCGUCUGUCGUGCCAGACUGCGUUUCUGAAAAUACUCAACAAGCUGAUUAUCACGUGAUUGCCUCGGUAACGUACCGAGCGAAUGGAGCCGUUUCCCGACCAUGCUUACCACAGUACCAAGACCUGAUGUCCCAGUACUACAUGAAUCUGAACACCAUAUUGACUCAGCGUUGCUCUGCUGUCAACGUUCACAUGAAUGUCUCGUUCGUAAGAUCCUUGCCAACACUUCUGGAAGAGAACGUUCUGAAGAUGGACUUCGUACUAUCGAUCAUUCCCGCUAUCAAACAACCACAACUUUACGACCUUUGUGGCUCCACUUUGAACUUGAUCUUCGACCUUUCCGUACCUUAUGCCAGUGCUGUAAUUGAACCUCUGUUGAAUGUCUCGGCUAUCGGUAACCAGUGUCCUCCACUCCGAGCGCUCAAGUCAUCCAUCUCACGUGGAUUCACGUGUAGCAUUGGCGAAGUAUUAAACAUGGACACAAACGACGUUCCACGAUGCUUGCACUGUCCGGCAGGAACAUUCGCUGGUGAGAAGCAAAAGCAGUGUACGUCCUGUCCCAAAGGCUUCUACCAAAACAGCGACCGCCAAGGUUCCUGCUUGCGUUGUCCCUUCGGAACCUACACCAAAGAAGAGGGCUCCAAGAGCAUCGAUGACUGCAUCCCUGUUUGCGGUUACGGAACAUACUCACCCACAGGUCUCGUACCCUGUCUGGAAUGUCCAAGAAACAGCUACAGUGGCGAACCACCAAUCGGUGGCUUCAAGGACUGCCAAACUUGCCCAGCUGGCACGUUCACCUACCAACCAGCAGCUCCAGGCAAAGACAGAUGUCAGGCCAAGUGUUCCCCAGGAAUGUACUCCGAUACCGGACUCGCCCCAUGCGCCCAGUGUCCCAAGGACUUCUUCCAACCUCAGCACGGCGCCACCACCUGCAACGAGUGCCCGACCAACAUGUACACCGAUAAACCCGGCGCAGUUGGCCGUGAAGAGUGCAAACCCGUCCAGUGCACCGAUAACAUCUGCCAACACGGUGGCUUAUGCGUACCCAUGGGUCACGGAGUUCAGUGCUUCUGCCCUGCCGGAUUCUCCGGAAAACGUUGUGAAAUCGACAUCGACGAGUGCUCCUCGCAGCCUUGUUACAACGGUGCUACCUGCAUCGACUUGCCACAAGGCUACAGGUGCCAGUGCGCUAACGGAUAUUCCGGUAUUAACUGUCAGGAGGAGAAGUCCGACUGCAAAAAUGAUACCUGUCCCGAGAGAGCCAUGUGCAAAGACGAGCCAGGAUUCAACAACUACACGUGCCUCUGCAGAUCCGGUUAUACCGGUGUUGAUUGCGACAUUACUAUUAAUCCUUGCACUUCGAACGGCAACCCGUGCAACAACGGAGCUAGCUGUGUUCCUCUACAGCAGGGCCGUUACAAGUGCGAAUGUCUGCCUGGUUGGGAAGGACAGAGCUGCGAGAUUAAUACCGACGAUUGUGCUGAACGUCCCUGCCUUCUGGGAGCUAACUGUACCGAUUUAGUGGACGACUUCACCUGUGACUGUCCACCCGGCUUCACUGGAAAACGUUGUCAUGAGAAGAUCGACCUUUGCUCCGGAAACCCUUGCUUGAACGGCAUUUGCGUGGACAAGCUCUUUAACCACGAGUGCAUCUGUCAUCCGGGCUGGACUGGUCCAGCUUGCGAGAUCAACAUCAACGAGUGCGCCGGCAAACCGUGCCGCAACAACGGCCAGUGUACCGACCAGAUCGACGACUACACUUGUACCUGCGAACCUGGCUACACUGGCAAGCAGUGCCAGCACACGAUCGAUGACUGCGCUUCCAAUCCUUGCGUCAACGGUGGUACCUGCAUUGACCAGCUCGAGGGCUUCACUUGCAAGUGCCGUCCAGGAUUCGUUGGUCUUCAGUGCGAAGCCGAAAUCGACGAGUGUCUCAGCGAUCCUUGCAGCCCUGUUGGAACAGAACGCUGUGUCGAUCUGGACAACCAAUUCGUCUGCCAAUGCAGAGAAGGCUUCACCGGAGCUACUUGCGAAACCAACAUUGACGACUGUAUGUCCGACCCUUGUCUCAACGGAGCCACCUGUCGGGACGAAAUUGGAGGAUUCAAGUGUAUGUGCAGAGAGGGAUGGACUGGAAUCAAAUGUGAGACUGACGUGGGAACCUGCCAGAACAAGCCCUGUCAAAACGACGCUGCCUGCGUUGAUUUGUUCCAAGACUUCUUCUGUGUAUGCCCAUCUGGAACUGAUGGAAAACGUUGCGAGACCGCACCCGAACGAUGCAUCGGCAACCCUUGCAUGCACAAUGGACGUUGCCAAGACUUUGGAUCUGGUCUCAAUUGCACUUGUCCAGAUGACUAUACCGGAAUCGGUUGCCAAUACGAAUACGACGCUUGCCAAGCUGGUGCUUGCAAGAACGGUGCUACUUGCAUCGAUAACGGUGCUGGAUUUACUUGCAUUUGUCCACAUGGAUACACCGGCAAAACUUGCGAGGAAGACAUCGUCGACUGCAAGGAGAAUUCCUGUCCUCCAUCGGCUACUUGCAUCGAUCUUACUGGCAAAUUCUUCUGCCAAUGUCCAUUCAACUUGACUGGUGAUGACUGUCGAAAAUCCAUCCAAGUCGACUACGACCUCUACUUCAGCGACCCAACUCGCAGCAGUGCGAUGCAAGUGAUUCCAUUCUUCACUGGAGCCAAGAAGAGUUUGACCAUCGCUAUGUGGGUGCAAUUCACUCAGCGCGACGAGGCUGGCAUCUUCUUCACCCUGUAUGCCGUCAGCUCUCCUCACGUUCCUACCAACCGUAGACCAAUGAUGCAAGCUCAUAGCAACGGUGUUCAAGUUUCGAUCUUCCACGAUCUGCAAGACGUGUACUUACCAUUCAGGGAAUACGCCACUAUAAACGACGGACAAUGGCAUCACAUCGCCGUUAUUUGGAACGGUGAAAACGGCGGUGAAUUGACUCUCAUCACGGAAGGUCUGAUUGCCAGCAAGACCGAAGGCUACGGUAGCGGAAGAACUCUACCCUCAUACGCCUGGGCUGUCCUGGGUAAGCCACGCAGCGAAGUUGGCAAAGGCUAUACGGAGUCUGGCUUUCAAGGUCACCUUACCAAGGUUCAAAUCUGGGAGCGAGCUCUUCACGUGACCAACGAAAUCCAGAAACAAGUCCGCGACUGCCGUACCGAGCCAGUCCUCUACCAAGGUCUCGUGCUCACCUGGGCCGGCUACGACGAAACCGUUGGUGGAGUCGAGCGAAUCGCACCAUCGCACUGUGGUCAGCGAGUCUGCCCACCAGGUUAUGGUGGCAGCAAGUGCCAACAGUUGGAGUCCGACAAGAUACCACCUAAGAUCGAACACUGCCCUGGUGACCUGUGGGUCAUUGCCAAGAAUGGAUCGUCAAUCGUUACGUGGGACGAGCCGAAGUUCAGUGACAACGUUGGCGUUGUCAGGGUUCAGGAGAAGAGUGGACACAGAUCUGGACAGACGCUUCUGUGGGGAUCAUACGACAUCAGCUAUGUGGCUUACGAUCAGGCUGGAAACUCUGCCAGCUGUAACUUCAAAGUUUACGUACUUCAUGACUUCUGUCCUGAAUUACCUGAUCCUAUUGGUGGAAUGCAGCAAUGCAAGGACUGGGGCGCGGGCGGUCAGUUCAAGGUUUGCGAGAUUUCUUGCAAUGCUGGACUUAGGUUUGCGCAAGAGGUGCCCAAGUUCUACACUUGCGGAGCUGAAGGUUUCUGGCGGCCAACCAACAACCCCGGCCUGCCACUUGUCUACCCUGCUUGUACAAGCGCUUCUCCCGCUCAACGUGUAUUUAAAAUCAGAAUGAACUUUCCUACGUCUGUACUCUGUAAUGAGGCUGGACAAGAGGUGCUGAAACAGAAGGUCAGACACGCUGUCAACUCGUUAAACAGGGACUGGAACUUCUGUUCUAACUCAUUCGAAGGAACCCGGGAGUGCAGAGACUUGAACAUCAACGUUCAGUGUGACCAUCGUGCACGAACCGCCAGACAGGCGUCGACUGAAGACGAUGCCGGAACUUACACGAUCUCUGUUGACGUACUUGCCGAGCCAACGAGACAAGCUCGCCAAGGCAGUGAUACGUACGAAGUGGAAAUUUCCUUCCCAGCAAUAAACGAUCCGAUCCUGAAUUCGAACUCGAACGAACGAGCCACCGUUCAGAACCUCCUCGAGAAGCUGAUUCUCGAGGAAGACCAAUUCGAUGUCCACGACAUCCUACCCAACACCGUACCCGACCCAGCCUCUCUAGUCUUAGAAUCCGAUUACGCUUGCCCCGUCGGACAAGUGGUCAUGGCUCCCGAUUGUGUACCUUGCGCGAUCGGCAGCUACUACGACACGACGACGAAGAAGUGCGAGUCCUGCCCGGUGGCGACCUACCAGAGCGAGUCCGGCCAGCUAAAGUGCAGCUCGUGCCCGGUGAUCGCGGGCCGUCCCUCGGUGACGAUCGGUCCCGGGGCUCGCAGCGCCGCCGACUGCAAGGAGCGCUGUCCCGCCGGUAAAUACUACGACGACGCGGCCGGUCUGUGCCGUAGCUGCGGUCACGGCUUCUACCAGCCCGAGGAGGGCAGCUUCUCGUGUCUGCUCUGCGGCCUCGGCAAGACGACGCGAACCGCCGAGGCUGUCUCGCGCGAGGAGUGUCGCGACGAGUGCGGCUCCGGACAACAGCUCGCCGUCGAGGGCAAGUGCGAGCCCUGCCCCAGAGGCACCUACAGGACCCAGGGUGUUCAGGCCGCCUGCCAGGCUUGUCCACUCGGAAGGACGACGCCGAACCUCGGCUCGGCCGCCGUCGAGGAGUGCUCGCUGCCGGUCUGCGAGCCGGGAUCUCACCUCAACGGCACACUCAACGAGUGCGUCGAGUGCAAGAAGGGCACCUACCAGCCCGAGGCCCAGCAGACCUCCUGCAUACCCUGCCCACCCAAUACCAGUACCAAAGGACCCUCGGCUACCAGCAAAGCCGAGUGCACGAACCCCUGCGAGGUGAACGGCGAAGAGAUGCACUGCGACGCUAACGCCUACUGUCUGCUCAUCCCCGAGACGAGCGACUUCAAGUGCGAGUGCAAACCCGGCUACAACGGCACGGGCCACGAGUGCGUCGACGUGUGUCUCGGCUACUGCGACAACGAGGGUGUCUGCCUCAAGGACUCGAGGGGCCAACCCUCGUGCAGAUGCAGCGGUAGCUUCACCGGCAAGCACUGCACCGAGAAGUCGGCCUUCUUCUAUAUCACCGGUGGUAUCGCCAGCGGUGUCGUCCUCAUCAUCAUCGUCGUCCUGCUCGUCUGGAUGAUUUGCGCCAGGGCAUCGAAGAAGAAGGAGCCGAAGAAGAUGCUGACGCCGGCUACCGAUCAGAACGGCUCGCAGGUGAACUUCUACUACGGCGCCCCGACGCCCUACGCCGAAUCGAUCGCCCCCUCGCAUCACAGCACCUACGCGCACUACUACGACGACGAGGAGGACGGCUGGGAAAUGCCCAACUUUUACAAUGAAACUUACAUGAAAGAGAGUUUACACAAUGGCGGGAAAAUGAAUAGCCUCGCACGAUCGAACGCGAGCAUUUACGGUACGAAAGAUGAUCUUUACGACAGACUGAAACGCCACGCGUACCCCGGAAAGAAAGAUAAGAGCGACAGCGAUAGCGAAGGUCAGUGACUUUCGGGAAAUGUGGCCAAAAUCUCGAGUCGAAAGUGACGAAUCUCCAUAAUUACGGCGAAUACUCAACGAAUGUGUCUCUAUAUGUCAGUGUGUGUAUUCGCAUAGAAAAAAAAAAUUAAGCAAAAAAAGUGCAAAAUCGUUGCGCUUUCUCUUGCGUAUAAAGCACACGUGUGAGAAUAUAAAGAUUGAUCGGUAUAACUCGAGAGAUACACACAUACACACAUACACGACGAUGCGAGCGCAUGGAUAAUUGCUUGGGAAAAAUAGUCCUGGAGCCGCGAUCGACCUCAGGCAUUAAUACUACGAGAAGAUUAAAGCAGUAUAUGCAUAUAUAUAUAUAUAAUUAGCCAGAAGGAGGAAAAACAAUGUGUAACGAGCCAGUCGACGAUCGCCGCUUCGGCGCGUUUUCCUCGCAACUCUCGCGCCUCGCGAAACUGAGAGAAAGAGAGAGAGAGAGAGAGAAAAAUACUCCAAAUGCAGGACGAUUUAUUAUUACUGUGUAAGGAACGAUUAUUAUAUACUUUAUGAUAUACGAUUAUACCAAGUGCGACUGAUAUUCACAUUCUGAUUUGUGGUAUGAAAGGGAACGAGCGAUAUCCGUGUUUAACUAUAUAGACCUACACAUGUGAACGAGUACAUACAUACACACUUUGUAUUUAAUUCGAGAAGCUGAUUGACUAUAAGUGAUCUUUUUUUUUAUUUUACGUAAUACAUGAUAUUACACUCGUUCGUUGUAUGUUUUAUAAUAAUCCAGUUUUUACUUCGGUGAUUUCAUUUGUUUACUCAUCUCAUUGAUCUACUGUCAGUCAUAACGCGUAGGUAUACCUAUAUAUUUGUGGAUUACGUACGAUUCUUUCUCUUUUACGUUGAUUAAACGCAGUGUAGGUUUACUUCUUUUUUUCAUUACUAUUUAAACCUUUAUACGAAAAGUCUUCCCAGUAUAUAGUUAUUCUUUACAUUAACGGUGCGAAAGAAAGAUAUAAGCUAGUGUGUGCUGAUUGUAAUUAUUAAUUUUAUUAUUAUAUUGAAAUUAAAUUAGAUGUAUAAGCGAUUUUUAUUAUAUAUAUAUAUAUAUAUAUAUAUAUAUAUAUCGUUAUAUUAUAAAUAUGUAACUAUUUUGUACAAUAAUUUACGUUACACGCAUUGACCGAAACGUGGGAGAACAAUGUUUGAAAAUCACUUAUUACCGACGACUAACAUGUGCAAGAAACAUUUCAUAGUCAGUAGAAAGGUAGAAAGCUCGGUAUGUAUUUUCAUCGACAGAUUUUGUAUUUUUAAACCCAGAGCUUGUUCUCCAUUGACACUGUAAAAAUGCUUCGACGAAUUGUUUUUAAUAAAAAAAUAUGUCUACAAUAA